CGCGUCACGUGGGCCGCCGAGCGGGCGAGGGCGCCUGCGCGCUUCCCCUCCCGGCCGGGGCGGUUCCGCUUCCCGGCGCGAGCCCCUCCGCCUGCGCGGCUCGCGGGACGGGCGGCGUCGUCAUGGCCGGCAUCAAAGCCUUGAUUAGCCUGUCCUUUGGGGGAGCAGUCGGACUAAUGUUCUUGAUGCUGGGAUGUGCCCUUCCCCAAUACAACCAGUACUGGCCACUGUUUGUUCUGUUUUUUUACAUCCUUUCUCCUAUCCCAUACUGCAUAGCAAGAAGAUUAGUAGAUGACACAGAUGCUACAAGUAAUGCCUGCAAGGAGCUAGCAAUAUUUCUUACAACAGGCAUUGUUGUCUCAGCAUUUGGUCUACCGAUAGUGUUUGCAAGAGCAGAACUGAUUUACUGGGGCGCAUGUGCACUUGUUCUUACGGGGAAUACAGUCAUCUUUGCCACUAUCCUAGGAUUUUUCUUGGUCUUUGGCAGCAAUGACGACUUCAGCUGGCAGCAGUGGUGAAAGGAAGAUAAGAGAACUAUCACAGGCAUCUCAUCGUGCAGUGGCCAUCCAUACAAAUGAGAGAAUGGGCAAUAAAGAGAAGUAGCGUAGCAAGCCUCUUGAGUAUUCUAGAUGCUCCUUUUCACCUUGUUUGUUCUGAGUGUACUACUGUUUCUGACAGGGUUUCUACAUUUUUAUGAAGCGGGGAGACGGUUGAUUUCAUUUUUACCUAUGAUAUGUUUUUAGGUGCUGUCUUGGUUUCAAAUUGUCAUCCUUCUGUCCAGUGUUUAUGUGAAGCUUUAAAUCUGGAACAUUUAAACAUGGUUUCAAAGAAGAUUCAAAGCUUUUUGUUUGUUUGUUUGUUUUGUUUUAAGUUAAGCAUUAAGACUGUGUUUCAAAAUAACUUUUUUAAUAUAGUGAUUAAAUUCCAGACAAGCUGAAUGGAGGUAAGAGAUUGUGCACCACCACUGUCAAUUACCAGAUCAGUAGAUUGUCGCUGUAUUUUACCAGAGGCAGGGUGGGGCGGGGAGUACCAGUUGCAGAUUUUUCUUCUGCCCAUACCUCUGACUGGGUGUUGAAUGUUGAUUGCCUUCGUUUCAGGAGAAGGCUGAGGAGCGGGUAGAGUAAUUUGGGAGAAGUCCUAAAUUUUAACAUUGCUAGCACUUUUACCUGCUUUGUUACCAAUUCUCAUGUGGAUGUGACAUUCAAAUACUCUGUAAAUGUAUUGAUGAUAUGACAUACAAAACUAAAGUGGAUUGUAGGGGAAGGGAAAAUGAUGUUUAAAUUCAAUUUUUUUAAAAAAUAUCUUUUGAACUCUUUAUAAGUAUUGUAUGGUUUUGAACUUAUGUCAGCUUUUUACCACAAAGAUGGUAAAAUGUUCAUUUAUGGAAGUACUGGUCUGUAUUAAUUUGAAGCAUAUACAAAGCUAUUUCCUCCUUACCCUUUUUAAUUUAUUUUAUACAUAGUAUAUAUAUAUAUAUAAAUAUAUAUAAAAAAAAUAGCUUUUCAAAUGUAGAUUAAAACUUUGUGUUAAAAUUGCCUAAGAAUGAUUUUCUGCCCACCCCCCUUCACACAAUGCAGUUGAGGCAUGACUUUUAUGGAAGUCACUGUCUGAACUGCUUUCACUGACUGUUUCUAAGUUCUUAUGCACUCUCGGUUAAGAAGAUUUAAUGUUAUGUCUGUAACUGUAGCUUGUGUUCUGUAAGAUUGCACAUGUAGCUUCAAAUAUUUAAGACAAGUUUUCUGCAUACCUCUCAACUGUCUGGAUUUUUAAUUUAAAGAAACCUGCCAUUAGACACUCCAUCACGAGGUAUGUGAUGUGUCCCAGUUAACCAGGUUUGAUUGUACCAUGUACAGUGAUAGACUUGACCAAACACACUUCUAAACUAUAUUUGUGUUCAAUUCUUUACAGAAAAGUGUAGGAAAGUUAUAAUGCAUAAUUAAAAGCUGAUGAUUGCUUAGGUUUUGCUUAACAGUGGAGCAGUAUGAAAAGGAACAGAAUUGCAAGUCUUAGCUGUAGUAUUUGUGUGCAGACAUAAACAAAGUAUAAAGCUUGAAUAUUUGAAAUCUGAUAGUAAUGGUAGUUACUUACACGAUAUGCUCAAGGCGCUGAUACCGGCAGUAGGGGUGCAGCUACCUACACGUGCUGCUUUGUUAAUGUCAUCCUGUGUAUAAAAUAAGAGCUCGAUUUUAUCCGUAAUGGUAAAGGAACAAAUAGGUGCCAAGGCCUGACAGCAGGAGCCAGUCUGUAGCAGAGAGUCUUUCAGCCAUAAGCACGUGCUUCACCAGACUGCCUGUGAUGGUGACGUUUGGAGGUGUGUAAGGGCUCUAGAAUCUUUUGUUUCAUCCCCUUUUUCAGUGAGACUUCUGCAUCCUUGCCCCCAGCAUGACGGGUGCUUUGGAAAACCGGUGACUAGAUUUGCAGCCUAUUGCAGUCCUUGUGAAGGAGGAACGCUUAGGACUUGUACAAAUCUUCUGAAUCUGUUACUGACUCCUUUUUUUGUGAUCAGGAACUGUGUUUUCUUUUUCAUUCCCGUGCUGCUAACCUUACUUCUCCAUGUGAUGCUACUCCCUGGAUCACUGGCCACUGAGCUGACCAUGUAUGUAUUGGUGGUAUGUUUUUUGUACGCUGAUUGCAUUACAGGCAUUACCUUCUUUUGCGUGCACACCAAGUACAUGCAGGAUUGCUCUGAUUUAUGAGCUGGACACUUGAGAGGUAUCCUUCCACAUAAUAUGCACUGAGAUAGUGUUAUCAUCCUUCUAGAGGGAAAAACUUUGAACGAUAAAAAAUUUAAGUAGCAAUCUUGAGUUCUGUAUGUUUAAUCAAAAAUACUCUAAUAAAAGAGUAUUUUGUUUAAAGUAUUAAUUGUUUUUUUCUUUCUUUAAUGUGGUUGUCAUUCCUGUUCAAGAGUUGUCACCAGAUUACUCAGUAGUCUUUCAGAGUGAGUAUUUGUGUCAUUUACCAUGGUUGACUGUAUAAAAGGUGGCUCAAUUGUCCACUGCUGUACUAGUUGCUCUGAACUGGCGUUGCUGGUCGUAUCUCAUACCUACAGGUUAUCUUCAGUUUGUGUUUGAAGUCCAAAUUCUGAUAUGUUGGUAUUACAUAAAGUGAUAGCUGCCUUUACCCUCUGGCGUAUUUAUAACUGUAAUUUUUAUUAAUAAAAUCCCAGCCUUUGUAA
Molecule: messenger RNA, 3175 nt
Organism: Tyto alba (common barn owl)
Lineage: Eukaryota; Metazoa; Chordata; Aves; Strigiformes; Tytonidae
Gene: LEPROTL1
Product: leptin receptor overlapping transcript like 1
Exons: 4
Coding region: 123-518 (131 amino acids)
Biological process (GO): negative regulation of growth hormone receptor signaling pathway; late endosome to vacuole transport via multivesicular body sorting pathway
Cellular component (GO): endosome
Source: RefSeq, a predicted model, not a curated record